GCAACUCUAGUAUAAUAAUUCAAAGUGGGAGCAACCACAACCCUUUGAAGCUUCAGGAUCGAGCUUGUGCCGAGGCCAAGCGUAUCUCUCACUCCCAACCCUUCCAAUUUCCAAAUUUAUAGGAUUCCCAACCUCAACGGCUGGCUUUUCACUCUCCCCACAGCAACGCUUUUUUUGCCGCUUAAAGAGGGUUCCCUCUUCGCUGUGUUUGACUGCAUCAAGACCACCUCCUCCUCCAUUGCCACUCUCUGCGUCUCCUCCCUCAUUCUGCUCAAGCUUCUCAGGAAAAAUUUCAAGAACGGAUUCAACGGAGCUUCCAGUGAGAAGCUGUUGCGUUUAUCACUCUGGCCGACACUCUAGAGAAAUCUUCUCGCACCUUGGGGGAGGUGUGGGUUCCAUCAGGAGGCAUUGUUCUCUUAUUUUCUGCAACUUUGCUCUUCCAUUGUACACGGUCUGUGGUUUGGCGUCUACCCAUUGAUUACGGCUAACGAUCGGUCUUCUUUAUUAUAUUCGUUAUUUCUUACGGAUCCCUUUUUUUCAGUCUGUAAUAUAUCAAUUUUCAGCCAUUAGAAACGUAAAUACCAGUAGGAUAGAAGUCUAGAGAGGAGGCGAAGAAGAAUAAAAUCAAGAAAAAAAAAAAAAAAAAAAAAAGAGCAAUCCGUUUCGUGUUCUCUGUUCGGUAUUCUAAUUGAAACCAUUAUCCUAUCCUAUCUGAAAUGGCCAAAUUCAACUGUUUUUCUGGUUUAGUGGGGAGAAAGAAGAAAUCCAAGGUUGAGCAGGAAUCUCCAGACCUUCAUAAUGGCAAGGGGCUUGGAACCCUGCAAGUAAAGCUGGAACAUCCAGUGAAGUCAUCUGAGUGUGACAAAUUGAAUUCAACUUCUUUCAGUGUCUCAGCACCUUUUGGGAUCCAGGAGAAUUCUACUUGCAAGGUGAAGGUGCUUGGUGAUGAGAAAGCUCUUCUUGGGUCUGAAGCAGCUGAGGCAGCUUACGAAGGGGAAGAUGAGCAUGAUGAGAACUUGUCGACCAAGAGGGAUUUCUCUGAUUUCGAUUUUCAUGCUCUUCAAUCUGAAAAAGGAGAAUUGUACCAGUCACUUACCACAAAUAUGGACUCUUUCGAUUCAAAUGAUAUCGAGACAGACUUCAAUUCAGAGAGGGUCACCAAUUUGGGUGCUGAAGUGAGCCAAAGUGGGCAUGUUAGCGAUCCGGGGAUCAGCAAAGUAGAAUUCUGGGCUUCUCCAGGGCUUCAACGCUCGUGCUCCAACAUUGAAACGAGGGAGGUGCUGAAGAAGAUGGCUGAUCAGAUGCCUCCUUUAAAAUCCCAUUCUUUCAAAUUGAAUAAUUUUAUACAUAGAAAAAGAGAGGAAGUUGAUGCAGGAGUUCAUAGCAGCUCAGACUCGGUAAUGACCCCUCGCAGUGCAGACAGAGUGAUGCUGAAGAAGCAUUCUUCAAGUCAAGUUCUCCCUUCUAGGAGUAGAAGACUGUGGUGGAAACUGUUCCUCUGGAGUCACAGGAACACGGAGAAGCCAUGGAGCAUGAAACCACGGCCAGUUUCAGUUAUUCCUACUUCAAACCAGAAAGGUGGGUAUUCCUCGGAUACUCUGGAACCAAACCAGGCCAAGAAGUUGGGCAGGGUGGAAUCACCCGGAUCAUUCACUGGAGAAUCCAGAGACAACAGCCCAAACUGGACUGAUAAAUUCCACAGUGGAGCUACUGGCUUAUGGCCCCAGAACCAGUGGGUUGCUUUUCCUGCAGAGUCUUCAUCCAUGACAAGAGUAGAUGAGUGGGUAAACAGUCUUGAGAUCCAACCACCUCUUCUAAUUAAUGAAGAAGACGCAGGUGAUGAAGAUCAUAUCGCAUUUCCACCAUCUCCUGAUGCAUCACUGGCUAGAAACACAAGUCAUAUAAACCAAUGUCCUAAUCAUCAUGUCUCAGAAGAAGUUUUACAUGCCAACAGUAUGAUCCAGUCUCUGAAUUCAUCCUCAACUGUAGCCCAUAUUGCGGGUAUGGGUUUGAAAGUCAUCCCUUCAAUUGCUCGAUUCUCAAGUCUUCGAUCUGUCAACUUAUCAGGAAACUUCAUAGUCCAAAUUACUCCUGGCUCACUACCUAAGGGCCUCCAUAACCUCAACUUGUCAAGAAACAAAAUUGUUGUUAUUGAGGGCCUCAGAGACCUGACUCGGUUGCGAGUACUAGAUCUCAGUUACAACAGGAUCUCCCGAAUUGGCCAAGGGUUGUCAAACUGUACACUCAUCAAAGAGCUAUAUCUGGCUGGAAACAAGAUCAGUGAUGUAGAGGGGCUGCACAGGCUCUUGAAGUUGAUGGUCCUUGACCUAAGCUUCAACAAGAUUACCACGGCCAAAGCACUUGGGCAGCUAGUGGCAAGCUACAGCUCCCUAUUGGCUCUGAAUCUGUUGGGCAAUCCAAUCCAGAGCAACAUUGGGGAAGACCAGCUGCGGAAGACGGUUUCUGGAAUCCUCCCACAGCUAGCUUACCUGAACAAGCAACCCAUCAAGCCACAAAGGGCACGGGAGGUGGCUACGAACAGUGUUGCAAAAGCUGCCCUAGGGGGCAAUGAAUGGACCUCUCGCAGGAAGGCACUGAAACGAACGAGCACAGGUGUAUCAUCUUCAUCCAGUGGGCAUCGGAACAACAUUUCUGGGACUGGACAGAAAAGCAACCACAGAUCAAAGAGAACUCACCACCACUCCCCUACAAGACGAAGAUCAUCAUUAGGUGCUUCCUUCCAUUAGGAAUUUCCCUCUUCUUGGCAAAUUAUGGUUAGGGACCAUGUCUUAGUGCAAGGCUGCCACAGCAUGAAGAUCUCGGUUUGAAUCUGAGUGUGGUCACUUCAUGCGAAAAAGUUGCUGAAUGUAAGGACAGGACUGUCUCAGGUCCACGCCUCCUGCAAGUCUGUGGAAGUGGGACUCCUACAGCCCUUUGGGGAAUUAUAGUUGAUCUCUGGAGAUGAACAUUGUCUUUGUUUUGUUUUCUACAAUUCAGGAUGGGAUUGUUUAAGUUGUACUGUAUAUUAAUCUUGUAAUUUUGCUUUGGUGGUUGUAGUUGACUCUCUUUAAUGAUAAGUUCAAUCAAAGUCUUGGGGAUUCAGUUUUAAUUUCAA
This is a messenger RNA of Macadamia integrifolia, 3115 nucleotides long. RefSeq lists its product as uncharacterized. Bases 717 to 2747 code for a protein of 676 amino acids. The transcript has 5 exons. The record is from RefSeq and is a predicted model, not a curated record. Gene Ontology annotation, cellular component: cytoplasm. NCBI's taxonomy places the organism in Eukaryota, Viridiplantae, Streptophyta, Magnoliopsida, Proteales, Proteaceae. Gene Ontology annotation, molecular function: protein kinase binding.